AUGGAUCCGCGCGUGGCCUGGAUCCAGCCCGAGCAGAAGGGGCCGGCCAAUGCCCUGUGGAUGCAGAUCUGGGAGACGUCGCAGGGCGUGGGCCGCGGCGGCUCGGGCUUCGCGUCCUACUUCUGCCUCAACUCGCCCGCGCUGGACACGGCGGCCGCGGCGGGGGCGGGGGCGGGGGCGGCGGCGGGGCUGGGCGGCGGCGGCGGCGGCGGGGGCCUGGCUGGGCCCGCGCUCCCCGCCGCGUCGCCCCCGCCGCCCGCGCCCGGCCCCGCCGCGCUGCCCCCCGCGCUGCUGACGGCGCUCGGGCCCGCGGCCGAGGGCGCCCGGCGCCUGCACAAGUCGCCGUCGCUGUCGUCGUCGUCGUCGUCCUCGUCCAACGCCGAGUCGGGCACCGAGAGCCCCGGCUGCUCGUCGUCGUCCUCCUCCAGCAGCGCCUCGCUCGGCCGGGCGGGCGGCGGCGGCGGCGGCGGGGGCGGGGGCGGCGGGGGCGGCCGCGGCGGCGCCUUCUUCCACUUCGCCGACGGCCCCCCGAGCGCCCCCGGCGCGGCCAACGGGCACCCCGGGCCCCGCGGCCCCGCGCCCGCCGGCUCCCCGCCGCAGCACCAGUUCCACCCGGGCCGCCGGAAACGCGAGAACAAGGCCAGCACCUACGGCCUCAACUACCUGCUGUCGGGCAGCCGCGCGGCCGCGCUGAGCGGAGGGGGCGGCCCCGGGCCCCAGGCGCCGCGGCCCGGCACGCCGUGGAAGAGCCGCGCCUACAGCCCGGGCAUCCAGGGACUUCAUGAGGAAAUCAUUGACUUUUAUAACUUCAUGUCCCCUUGUCCUGAAGAAGCAGCCAUGAGACGGGAGGUGGUGAAGCGGAUCGAAACCGUGGUUAAAGACCUCUGGCCAGCGGCUGAUGUACAGAUAUUUGGCAGCUUUAGUACAGGCCUCUAUCUUCCAACCAGUGACAUCGACUUAGUGGUCUUUGGAAAAUGGGAGCGUCCUCCUCUGCAGCUGUUGGAGCAAGCCCUGCGGAAGCACAACGUGGCUGAGCCGUGCUCCAUCAAAGUCCUUGACAAAGCUACAGUACCAAUAAUAAAACUCACAGACCAGGAGACUGAAGUUAAAGUCGACAUCAGCUUUAACAUGGAGACUGGGGUCCGGGCAGCGGAGCUCAUCAAGAAUUACAUGAAGAAAUAUUCAUUGCUGCCUUACUUGAUUUUAGUAUUGAAACAGUUCCUCCUGCAGAGGGACCUGAAUGAAGUUUUUACUGGUGGAAUUAGCUCAUACAGCCUAAUUUUAAUGGCCAUUAGCUUUCUACAGUUGCAUCCAAGAAUUGAUGCCCGGAGAGCUGAUGAAAACCUUGGAAUGCUUCUUGUAGAAUUUUUUGAACUCUACGGAAGAAAUUUUAAUUACUUGAAAACUGGUAUUAGAAUAAAAGAAGGAGGUGCCUAUAUCGCCAAAGAAGAGAUCAUGAAAGCCAUGACCAGUGGAUACAGACCAUCGAUGCUGUGCAUUGAGGACCCUCUGCUGCCUGGAAAUGAUGUUGGCCGCAGUUCCUAUGGGGCCAUGCAGGUGAAGCAGGUGUUUGACUACGCUUACAUUGUUCUCAGUCACGCAGUGUCGCCCCUCGCGAGGUCCUACCCCAACAGAGACUCUGAAAGUACUCUAGGAAGAAUCAUCAAAGUGACUCAGGAAGUGAUCGACUACCGGCGGUGGAUCAAGGAAAAGUGGGGCGGCAAGGCCCCCCCGGCGCCCGAGCUUGAUAACAGGAUCAAGAUAAAAGAGCGAAUCAGUGCAUGUGAUGGGGAUCAGCCGCAGCGCCGAGACCCGGAGUCCCCCUACAGCCAGCGCCUGACCCUGUCUCUGCCCAGCCCCCAGCUGCUCUCAUCCGGCUCCUCUGCCUCCUCUGUGUCUUCGCUUUCUGGAAGUGACAUUGAUUCUGACACACCACCCUGCACAACGCCCAAUGUUUACCAGUUCAGUCUACAGGCGCCAACUCCUCUGCUGGCCAGCUUACCCACCGCCUUGCCCAUGCCGAGUGGCAAACCUCAGUCCGCUACUUCCAGAACGUUGGUCAUGACAACUAACACUCAGACCAGGUUUACAAUACCUCCGCCGACCCUAGGAGUGGCCCCCGUCCCUUGCAGACAAGUCAGCGUUGAAGGGACUCCAGCAUUGAAAGCCGUUCACCACAUGUCUUCCCCGGCCAUUCCGUCCGCCUCCCCCAAUCCUCUUUCCAGCCCUCACCUGUACCACAAGCAGCACAGCGGCAUGAAGCUGUCCAUGAAAGGCUCGCACAACCACAGCCAGGGGGGCACGUACGGCUCUGUUGGCAGCGGAGGCGUGCGGCCCCCGGUGGGCAACCGUGGACACCACCAGUACAACCGCACCGGCUGGAGGAGGAAAAAACACACACACACGAGGGACAGCCUGCCCGUCAGUCUGAGCAGAUAAUGGCCCCUGAGGGCGCCGCCCGGCCCCCCGCUCUUCCACAGACUAGCGCCCCGCCGGGACCUGAGACCAGCAUCCAGCACGUGGGCCCGGGCCCCGGGGGCCGCCCGCCGCUGAUCACUCUGCAUGUUCCUUGUGUGGUGGUCACGUCCAUCUUAAAGAACAGCUCCUUGUGCUCAUCUGUGAAGCCUUAUUAAACAUGGACGCAGUUUUCUGCCUUCCCGGAUCCUUCCUCCGUGCCCGGUCAGGUCUGGACCGGGAACCGCAGGGACGGGACGCAGGCCUCGGCGCUUCUCAGCAGCCAGUCUGGUUCCUUCGCGGUUUGGGUGUUUUCGUGUCACGUCCGCCAGAGCAACAGAGAUCAGCCCCCGUUCUCGUUCCUUCCCCAGUGGGUAGGGUUGGGAGGUCGCCAUUGUGUCACUGCCCUCACGUUUUGUUUCAGAUUUCAGAACUGUUUUUCUAUGUAAAUAUUGAAAACUUAUGGUUUGUGCAAUAUCAGAUAUUUUUAUUUAAUUCAUAUUUUCACAUAAGUUAUAUUUAAGGGAGGAGGUUUUUUAAACAAGCUUAGAUCCUUUCCCGAGUCGCAUUUUCUAAGUUGGGUUCAUCGUGUCGGCUGGUUGAGGAGCACCGCUACCAACACCGUGAGUGACGGGCUCGGGGUUUAUUUUUGUGUUUUUCCUGUGGUCAGACACAAGGCCUCCGAGUUCGUGGCGGGGUGGGGCGGGCGGGCGGGCGGGCGGGCGGGGGGCGCUUCCUUGCAGGGGGCUCGGCUCCCCGGCCUUCUGACCAGCUGCCCGCGGCCCUGCCGGCCGGCCUGUCUGCUGUCUCGCUCUGACCGCAGAGCUUUCACGUUUUGGUUUUCGGUUCUUUUAAAGUAGACAACAAAUCCAGCGUUUAAAGUGCCAGAAGUAUAACUUUCUAAGGGGACGAAGGGUUGUCACAUUAUAAAAUCUUAAAAAAAAAAAACAAAAAACAAAAAUGUGAAGUUGAAGUGCUCAGUCCGUGUCAGUCACAGAGCCUGUUGUAAGGACGAGGCCGGUGAGUACCCGUCCGGACAAGGGCGCCCAGAUUUAGGAAUGUGGAGAAAGGAAUUAUGUUGAUUCCGUUGAGGAAUCUGUAUAGCAGUAUGUGUUCGUUCUGUUAAGAGCAAAUCUACGAGAAGUACUUCAGCUGCUCAUUGCACCGGGGGGGAGUAUUUUUACCGUAUGGCAGGAGAGCACAGCCCAGGGAUGGGCCGGGGCAGCUGGCGCCCGACCGCAGAGGCGUACAGGAAUACUAUGCAAGUGUAGUCCGCCAUGACAACCACUGUCUUUGUUACCUUUUUUUGAACAAGAAUAUAUCCAUCCUGCCUAACCCUGAGUUUUUGGAGCACCACAGUUGUCCUGGGUGUGAGUUGCAUCUCAUAGGUCAUCUGACUCCCCAUUUUUGAAAUGGGGGGUUCUGGCCCUGCUGAACACUACAGGUAGGUCGGUCUUUGAAGUCCACUAGUGGAGAGUGUCGCGUUGAGAGACUGAACUACCAUGACGCCUGGUUGAUGUGCAGAGUGGGGAGCUCUGGAGUGCGGACUGAGGGCCAGGUCCAGCCAGGACGCCUCUGAUGCGCGCGUGGCUGGCCUCCGCCCCGGGACCGGUCCCCCGGCGCCGUUGGGAGCUGCGAGCUGCGGCUGCGGCUGCGGGUUCUCCAGGGGCAUUCCAGAAUAGAGUAGCACAUGUUGUCUGCAGUUCUUGAUUGAAAGUUAUCAAAAAUAUUUAAAGAUAUUUAAAUUGUGAAUCUAUUGAUAAAGAAAUAUUUAUAAAAACUGAUAUGUAGGCCUGUACUAAUCUCCACGCAUUAGCAAUAUUGACUCACCCUACAUUAAGGAACCCCCUGCGGGGCGAGUGUCCCAUGGGGUGUGCAUUUUAAAGCUCGAUUCACAGACACAGGCGCCAUGCUCCAUCCCCGUCAUGGUGAACCGAAUGAAUUGGCCUGGCUACCACUGUGGUCACGCACUACAGGUUGAACAAAACGAUAUCAUGUUUCGAUUUUUUUUUGUGUGUAGACAACAAUGUGGAAGCUAAAAUUGACAUAUUUUUAUGUAAAGUUUUUCUAUUCUUUGAUUUUUAAUAAACUUUGGAAACCAG
Messenger RNA from Canis lupus familiaris (dog), 4556 nucleotides. RefSeq names its product terminal nucleotidyltransferase 4A (gene TENT4A). Gene Ontology annotation, molecular function: poly(A) RNA polymerase activity; mRNA binding. Bases 1 to 2439 code for a protein of 812 amino acids. The transcript is spliced from 13 exons. Gene Ontology annotation, cellular component: TRAMP complex; nucleolus. The record is from RefSeq and is a predicted model, not a curated record. Gene Ontology annotation, biological process: RNA 3'-end processing. Lineage: Eukaryota; Metazoa; Chordata; Mammalia; Carnivora; Canidae.